Toxorhynchites rutilus septentrionalis is the source of this 4695-nucleotide messenger RNA. RefSeq names its product E3 ubiquitin-protein ligase RNF123 (gene Kpc1). Gene Ontology annotation, cellular component: cytoplasm. The transcript is spliced from 11 exons. The record is from RefSeq and is a predicted model, not a curated record. NCBI's taxonomy places the organism in Eukaryota, Metazoa, Arthropoda, Insecta, Diptera, Culicidae. Gene Ontology annotation, molecular function: protein binding; ubiquitin-protein transferase activity. The coding region runs from base 77 to 4156 and encodes 1359 amino acids.
CGAAUGAUUACAAAGAACAGUUUGGUUGUCAUUGCGUGUGAAAAAAAUGUAAUGAAUCUGUUUUAUUAUUAACGAAAUGGCAUUUAUGGGUGCUAUUGUGAACAUUUUCGGUGGAGAUUGUCCCAUAUCGUCGGAAUGCCUCGGGAAGGAGGACUCUUCCUUGCUAUCACGGUGUUUGCUGCAAAUUGGAGCCUGGUUAGAUGAAAAACUUCAGAAUCAUGGUUUGGAGGGACCAAUAAACGACCACGGAACCGCCGAGGGACGCCUUGGGCCGAAGAAGACCAUCUUCGAUGUAACCGAGGAUGGUUCUAUUUUGGUAUCCAAGGACAAGCUAACCCUGCAGUCUCAGAAUGCAUUCUCAACGGUGAAGGCGAAUUGUUGCGUUUAUUCGGGACGAUGGAUGUAUGAGGUUCAGUUGCGAUCGAAGGGGGUGAUGCAGAUUGGAUGGUGCUCGGCACAUUGCAAAUUCACGCAAGACACGGGCGUAGGGGACACACGUUACAGUUAUGGAUUGGACGGAAGUAAGCAACGAAUAUGGCACGUGUACACCCAGAAAUACGGCCCAUUCUGGAGAUCGGGAGACAUUUUCGGUGUUUGCGUUGAUAUGGACGAAGGGAAGAUCGAAUAUUAUCGGAAUGGUACUGCUCUGGGUGAGGCAUUCAAAGAUAUCGAGAGAGGGCCUGGAUUGGCGCUUUACCCUGCUGUAUCACUUGCCUUUAAUGACAGCCUCACUGCCAAUUUUGGAGGGUCACCUUUUAAGCAUCCCAUAAAAGGUUACAACAGCCUGCAGGAUCCUCCGGAUGUCUUGCUUUACCAGGCAGACAUUCUCCUCCAGUAUUUAGUCAAUCUCUCAGGAGCCAUUUCUCGUUACGCCCAAAGCGAACAAGAAUCGUUGAAUUCGUCCGUCCCAGCUCUGUCAUUCGAAUCGAUUUAUAUGCUGAUUGCUGGAAUGCUCAUCGAGAAAAUAGCGCCACUGCUAGCGAACUCAUAUGUGAUUGAAGACAAUGUUUUUAAGUUCAUUAGAGGGAUGUGUGUUCUCCGGAGCAAUACCAAGAACGAAUCUCUCACUCAACCGGGUUCUCCGGAAAGUACACUUGGGAUGUUUCUUACUUUACUCUGGACGUACCUUGAGCCAGAUGAAAUGAAUCUUUUUCUGAAGAAACUGCUCAAUUUCCUAGCCAACACUUAUAAGGAAACUCCGGUGGAUCUCGAGUACGAGAAACAGCGCAAAAUAAUUGUCAUCCUGACCUGCAUUUGCACCCAUCCCCAAACUCGGAAGUAUCUGCUGGAAUUUAAAUUCUUCAAGAAAAACUGCCUGCCACUGUUUUUGUACACAAAACCGCCCGACGAGUCAACACUAGAGCAACUGUUGCCGGAUGGUGCCAUCUGGACUGAGGGGUUGGGAGGAUCCAAAGUGGCCUAUCAGGCUGGCUGCGACAAACUGAAGGCCCACACCGGAGUGCUGUACACGUUGCAGAAGAACCUGAUACACAUACUGCUCAACAACACUGACGGUGAGGAGAUUUGUUCGCCCUCCAGUCGGAAGAUAUUCAUGGCCAAGUUGAGGAAAUUUGUGAUGGAUAACAACACGGAGAUGAGGGGCUUGCUCUCAUCAUCCACCCAGCCUGCCAUCGGGCUAUCAUUCCUGUGCACCCUACUUGACGUCGCCCGAACGCUUUGGAACGAUGAGGUUUCACCACUUAAUGAUGGCGAUCCGCCACCAUUCAUCGAUUAUCGUUACUUCUAUGAUGGGACCUUUAAAUAUACCAACAUCGACCGCAUUGGUGGUGUUCUAUCCUACCUGAGGAAGCACUUCCGGACUCAGCUGGUGGAAAAACUGGGCGAGGACCACCCGAGUUUGGUGCUGGUCGAUCAGCAGUCGGAUCUUCGUAACGAGAUCGCCGCGUUCAAUGCUUUCCUAGAUUCGGCUAUUUUUCUCGUCUCAGGAGGACCCAACUCGGCCUACUCGUUGGUUUCGCGAGCAGCUUCCAAUAUUGCGUUGGAAUUGCAUCAUCAGGGUGAAUCAUCACUGGGCUCCAACCGACCGGGUCCCACUGGACCUAUCAACUGUGGAAAUAUGGACAGCAGAUUGUCGAUUUGCGAUCUGCUGGAUUGUGCGGUUUUAUUCUACUUCUCAGUUGCUCACAAAUACGUCGUGAUGAUCGCUGAUUUGCGUGACAACAUUAGCCACUUGUCGGAUAUUCUUCUGGAGACGAAAAGCAACUGUGAUGAGGUUGUGCAGAAUCUGGAGGAAUUGAAGCGGGCCAGUGGUGACACCGAGUUUUGCAAGACCCAUGAGGAAUUGAUCCAAGAAUUGGAUACACGUUUCGGACAGCGGAAGAGUAUUUUUGCGAAACGCUCAAUGGAAUUGGCUCGCAAGCAAGCCUGGUAUCGUUCGGUCGCUUUAGGGAGCUAUCGCCGGAACUUACUCUGUUGGAUGGCGGGUAUAAUAUUCGAAACCUUGCAACGGUUCAGCGAUGAAGAUGCUCUGUUUUCGUUCCUGCCGGAAACCUACGUCAACGUUGUUCCCGUACUACUGGAUACAAUUUUAGAUUUCAGCUUUCAUGACACUGCCGUACAGCACGACCUUUCGUCGGACAGCCGAUUGAUCAAAUCAGCAGCGGAAUUUCUAGCACAACACCUCGCGGACACCAGAGUGAUCCUGGCAUCCUGUAAGGAUGCUCUCAUUCAAGCGCUUGGUUCACUGACCUGCCACGAGGCAGGGAUCCGUGCUUUGGAACAAGCCUCGCAAAAGAGUCAGCAAGCGCUGGUUCGAGCGUUGCUCCGACCAUACGAAAACCGAGCCUGGGGUCAGAGUAAUUGGUUGCUGCUUCGUUUCUGGCUCGGGGAUGGAUUCGCGUACAGAGAGUCCAGACCCCAUUGUGUGUGGCAGACAGGAAAGCAACCGGUACGGUCUCUUGGGUUGUACCGUAGCAGGGCGAAAAAUGGAUCCCACACUGGUUUGCUGCAUCUGAUCGCACCCGCAUGUCCCUCUAAACAUUUUCAACGGAUGAUAAGUGAAAUGCUGAGUAAGGAUGAGCCCUAUUGCACCACCUUUCUGAAUUCGGUACUUUCCCAACUAAACUGGGCUUUUUCGGAGUUUAUACAUAUUUUGCAGGAUAUUCAAAAUGUUUCCCAGCGUGACGAGCAACAGCUCAUCGAAACGAAGCAGUUGAAAAUCUGUUCGAUGUGCUUUGAGCUGACGGUAUCACUGAUGCGUGCCCUAGAGAUGGUCGUAACAAUCACUCCCGGACUGCUGCUGGAUGCAUCGAGAGCGAACGGAGAGAUUAUUCUGGGUCGUAUUUGUCAGCUUGCCAUACAAGUGCUGUCCCGUGUUACUAUCCCGCCCGGUUGCUUCCAACAUGUUAUGGAUCUUUGUCUGCCAGAUCUGAGCAAUGUGACUCAUUUCGCAAUCAUCAGUGCUGCCAUUGGGAUUCUGCUGGCGCUUAUGAACAAUGAACUCGGCAACGAUGGCUCGGAGAGUUCAAGCAGCGCCACCGAUAUCAGCGCCAUCAAGGUUCCGCGUAUUUCGAAGCACCUUCUAACAGAUACCAGCUUCCGGAUCACAAGCUUGGAAUUCGCACUGGGUGAAAUCAAAACUCCCAUUGCGACGAGCAGCCAGGAUGGUCCCAAAGGGAACUUCGAUCCGAAGAUGAGAGCUCACAUUGAUCCGUUGACGAACGAGGUCCGGUUGCCAUCGCCUUUUCGAGCAAUUGUCGGCGUUAAGGAGAUUGUUCCCGAUCCUCCGAUAAUCAAGUUCAAUAUGGCUGAUUAUCCGGAUCAUGUGACGCAUGAUGAGAUUCUUCAAAUUCGACGUCUCAUAGAAAUCCUGCAAUUGCGACAAACACUACUGUCGGAAAUAACAGUCCUAUCGGAGGACUCUUUGUGUCCCAUUUGUUACGCCAAGCAAAAUUCGGCUGUUUUUGAUCACUGUCAACAUCAAUCGUGCGAGAACUGCAUCAUCCAACAUUUGAUGAACAAUAAGCUAUGUUUCUACUGCAAAAUGCCGAUUUCAAAAGUGACUCGUCCGGAUGGAACCGUAAUCUACGAGAACAACACUCCGCUCAAGGUUUCUUCACUGCCGCAGACGACAAACGGUGUCUCGCAAACGACUGAAUCUACCGAUGAGGUUGAUGCUUCCGGUGGUCGUCCCUAGACAGUAUUUUUACAUUUGAUCUCACGUAAGUUUUUUUUUAUCUGCACUAUUACAAUUAUGCAAUUGUCACUGCUACAAACAAGCUUGGAUUGAAAACAACCUAAGGGAAGGUUCUAGUCAAAAUCAAUCAACGCGCCUAAAUUAAACAUCGAAGUGUGAAGAAGGGCUGAAGAGCAUACCAUUUUUAUUAUAAAAAGACAUCUAUAAACAAUAUAUCUGCUUACUGCUUCUCUGUAAAUGAGUUAAUUUACAACGAAACAAACUAAGGUUGGGUUUUUGUUACUUCCGAAACAUCCAUUUCUUUUCCUCAUCUGACAAAUUUCGCGUCAACUCGUCUGUGGGAUUGGCAUGACCCUCCCAGAACCUUAUGAAACAUUCUGGACCUGAAGACCUUACCUAAUUAAGCAACUUGGCAUACUUAGUUUUGGUGUCGAAUGGUGCCGCACCUAUCCUACAUUGAUAGUGAGUAGUCGUACAACUCAAUAAUACUUACGUAUCACUUAAUAUUAUAUUUCAGAAGUGGUAUUGUCCAAGCAAAG